Molecule: messenger RNA, 1002 nt
Organism: Pseudomassariella vexata
Lineage: Eukaryota; Fungi; Ascomycota; Sordariomycetes; Amphisphaeriales; Pseudomassariaceae
Exons: 2
Coding region: 1-972 (323 amino acids)
Source: RefSeq, a predicted model, not a curated record
AUGUCGGACCCUAAAGGAGAGCUUGGGCUAUCGUGUCCAAAUGAGGGCCAGUUCUACAUCUGUGACACGGCCAGCAUACGCUUCAUCGGAUGUUGUACUGUCGACCCUUGCACUGAUGGAUCUGGGGAAUGUCCUCAAGCUUCCCUUCGAACUUCUAGUUUCUCAUCGGAUCAUUAUAACGAGGUCCGCCCCCAGACUUGUGUUGCUCCUCACAACGAAACCACUUGGUACACCUGUCAAGCCGGCCCUUUCUUGGGAUGCUGCGAGUCGAAUCCAUGUCAACAGGGAGAAUGUCCACAAUCAGAUCUUCUUGCAGCCCGUCUAAGUGACAAUGCGAGAAACGCGCAGGUCUUUCUAUCAAGUGAGACUACAACGGCAUCAUCAUCAUCAUCGACGUCGACACCUACCUCAGGGGCAACCGGAACGCCAAGCUCGAACUCUUUGAGCUCAUCACUGUCCCUGGGCGCUAUAGUUGGUAUCAGCAUCGGCAGUGCGGUGGUUAUUUUCAUCCUACUGGGGAUUUUGGCGUACAAGUCCGGGUGCUGGGCUCGAAAAAAGAAACUACAGCAGGAAUUCCAAGAAUCCAGCAAAGUCUCUGGGCCCGGAAGCAUCAGUCCUUAUGACCCUCACUCGCCCGCCUUCGGCACAGCAGCACAAUGGCAAGACCAACACGACCGGUCGACAGCCGGAAGCCACCCCAACUCGCCAACAUCGAGACUAGCACCUUACUCGCCGAACUACUUUGACCCAUCAUCCACUUCAACGUAUCACCAGGAUGCUCAAUUAGGUGGAGGCGGAUGGCAUUAUGAUCCUCGCCAUGCCUCACAUAUGACGGGGACGACAUGGAAUUCUGUGGCGACGAGUGUUGCACAAAAGCAUCACUCUGGCGGUGGGGCAAUGGAACUUGAGGCAAUGGAUACAGAGAGGCCAAAGGUUGUUUCGGAGCUACCGGCAAACGAUCAGCUGGUGUAAGUCUGGACUGUCGAGUGCUUUAAUAAUUAA